Molecule: messenger RNA, 4119 nt
Organism: Sitodiplosis mosellana (orange wheat blossom midge)
Lineage: Eukaryota; Metazoa; Arthropoda; Insecta; Diptera; Cecidomyiidae
Product: protein FRA10AC1 homolog
Exons: 3
Coding region: 159-917 (252 amino acids)
Biological process (GO): dephosphorylation
Molecular function (GO): phosphatase activity
Source: RefSeq, a predicted model, not a curated record
AAACAUAUGUAAUGAACAGUAAAUAAAAAUAAGCUUGUUUAUGUUGCGUAGUCUCUAUGAUCAAUAAAAUUUAGCUUUUAAUUUGAUGAGAAUUAAAAAAAAAAAAUAUAUAUAAUUUCGAUAAAAUACAAAAGUAUUAAAAGUUGUUUUAAAAUAAAAUGUCUUAUUUCAAAGACCUAAAUCCAUACCAAUUGCAUCAAAAGUUGAUAAAUGAGUAUAUUUUGAGACGACCCGGCGACACGAGUAAAUUGUAUGUUAGAGAUACAAGUAAAGAUAAAACGGAUUUGGAUGUAAUUCGUGAGAACCACCAGUUUCUGUGGAAUGAAAAUGAAGCUGAUUCAUGGGAUAAACAAUUGGCCAAAAAGUACUAUGAUAAAUUGUUCAAAGAAUAUUGCAUAGCAGAUCUCACAAAGUACAAGGAAAAUAAAAUUGCAUUACGAUGGCGUAUUGAUCGGGAAGUAAUCAGUGGAAAAGGGCAAUUUAUUUGUGGUAAUAAAAAGUGUGAGGAACGUUCGGGACUACGAAGUUGGGAAGUUAAUUUCGCUUAUGUCGAACAUGGCGAAAAGAAAAAUGCUCUCAUCAAAUUGAGGUUAUGUCCAAUUUGUUCAGACAAACUGAACUAUCAUUCCAAAAAAAGAGAAGUAAAGCGAAUGAAAAAACAGACAAAGCACAAUAGUCACAGACACAAUGACGUCGCUGCCAGUUCUGUGUCACCGCAGGCAACUACCUCCUACGAUUCGACUGAGAGAGGAAAUAAGACGAACAUAUCACAACAUACUGAUGCCAUACCAAACAGCAAAGCAAGUGACGCAGCUCAUCAACAGCUAGAGCAAAUUUUUUGGUCAAAGUCAACGGACGAUGUAGAAAAAACUCGUGAAGAAGAAUUCGAUGACUAUUUAGCGGAUUUGUUGUUGUAGUGUUGUGAUUUUACUAUGUUGAUACACACUCUGCUCGAAUUUAAUAAGUCAAAAACGGGCGCUCCCAAUCUCAUUCUUCGUUUAUUUAUUUCAAAAAAAAAAAAAUCAAAAUUUUGAUACUUUUUUUUAUUUUUCCUAUUUUUUUUCAUCCACUUGGUCUAUUUCAAAAUAUUGCAAACAUAAAAAGAAUGCUUAUGCAACAUGAACUGUCAAGUAGUUUUUCCUCUAAUUUUUUUUUUAAAAUCUCUAGUAUUUGCAAUUAAAUACAAUUUGAAAUAAAGUAAAAUAAUCAUAAGUUACAAAUGGCACUGUUAAAAUUUUCAGAAAACUUUUCGAUACGUAAAAUUUUUGUUAUACAUGUCGUACAUGUAGUUUUCAUUUUAUGAAAAAUUUUAGCAUACUACGAAGAGUCGAAAGAGUCAAAAAUUAAAUAGUUGUUUAACAUUGUUUGUAAAGCUCCACAAUUCUUUGUGCUUGUUCAAAUCCAGAAAGAAAUGCACCAUGGGCUGUUGAAAAAUACUUUUCAUGACAAGCUUCGCCUGCGAAUAGAACGACUGGCGAGGCUGUUGUUUCGCCUUUCUGUCCAUCUUCGUGCACUUCCGGUUGGUUUACUUGGUAGAAGUUUCCAAUCGACAACGAUUGUCCAAGUACAUUAUGAGAAAUCGUUUCAUUUUUGUCGCAUCUUGUGCUUAUGUAGCUAUAAGCACCGUUUACGUAUCGAUUUGAGUACCAUCGUGUACUAUAAUAUAAAUAAGAAGAAAACAAAUGAUCACAUGAGUAAUUAGAUUCCUUAUUCAAUAUACAAGUAAUUCUUUGUUGGCUUACCAGUAGUAUCGUUUUGGAUAUGGAAUAGUUUUGUUAGUAAAUUUAACUAAAAGCUUCACACAAUCUUCUAUGAUUUGGUCAUCGUUGAGUUUCUCCAUUUGUAUAGCACCGAUACCACCAACCCAGCCCAGUAAAAUAUUCGAGCUGUGCGGUUGUAAUCUAUCAAAGCCCGUAAUAUAAUCGGUCCAUUGAGUUUUCUAUAAAAUUACACGAUUUUCAAUGGAAACACAUUUACUGAUUGAAAAAAACCAAGCCAACUGAAUCCAAGGAAAAAUGAUCAUUGAUAGCUAUCUAACUAAAGUUAGACUUUAUUUGUACAUGUUUGAUGUUACCUCUUUGUUGUGCUUGAAAACAAAUUGAAUUCCAGCCAAAUCAUUCCACCAAGGGUUAUCAAAUUCCAUAAAAACUUUGUUAAUUGUUUCAAAACCAAUGCUCUCAAUAGCUAACUGUAUAGAUGGAGGUAAAUUUGGAUGAAAUAGCGUCUUAUGUACUUUUUUCAAAACUCCCAAAGAAAAUGUCACUAUAACGUGAUCUAACAUACAUAUAUACAAGGAGAGAGAAAUAUAUUUAAAUUUUCAACGAACGCAUGAAAACAUCCAAUUUUGGGCUUACCUGCUGUAUAGAGGCUUCCGUCCGAACAUUUCACAGAAAUAUUUGGUACUUUUCGCUUACUCGGUCUAUCAUUAUUAUCAUUAUUAUUUAUGCGUAUUUCAGUUACUUCUUUACUGUAGUGAAUUAAUUUAUUGUUAAGCUCAGCGGUGAGACAGUCGAUAACUGAGCCGAAACACUUUUUAAAAUUAUAGUGUGCCUGACACGCUUCUCCAUUGAAUGAAUACCUCCCCCAAUAUUUGGCUGACAAUUGAUCCAGUGACAGGCAUGAAUUAUCAAUUAUUUGGAAGCGUACAUGCCAAUCAAAUAAAUCCAUAGCAUUUUCUCUGUCUCGUGAAUUUUCUAAGCAAUCAACAAAUUUCUGAAAUUUUUCUCGUAAAAAGUGACCCACUGAUUUGGGACAGCAGGACACGGUUUCCUUUGAGCGUACAAACUCUUCACAUUCGCUAAGUAAUUCACCGAUUCGGAAGUCAACUUUUUUCACAAAAAACGGAUCAAUCUGAUUGCCAUAUUCAUGGAAGAAAGAGCCCAUACCUUCUUCAGAUUGCUGGGAUGAUAAAAGUCGAUAAUUUUGCGAAACGGUAUAAAGAAAAUUAUUACGACCAUGUAACCAUUGAGCACCUGCAUCCACAAAAUUCAAAUCCGAAUGCUUCACAGAUGUUUCAGUCUUGUUUUUUGAAUAUUCCAGGAGUUCUUCGGUUUUCACCCGACCGCCAGCCUUAUUUUGAGCUUCAAGUAUUAAGUAUGUGUGCUUAUCAGAUGCGUUGUUCAAUGCAUUCGAUAUUUUUAUUGCAGCACCUAAACCGGCUAAUCCAGCACCGAGAAUCAAGAUUUUUGUAUGGCGAAUCACUUGAUUAGCAUUCGCGGAAUAUUCCUUCAAUUCUACGUUCAUUGUUGUGCAGUCUUUUAAUUUCUUAGUAGAUUUUUGUACGGUUUCAUUGCCACUUCAAGAAGAAAAUUAAUUAACUUUACUUUCAGUAGAAUAAUAACGUCUAUUUGAGAUAAAACGUGUGCUUUUAAUAAACGGGUAUUUAUGCCUAACGAUCGAGGGACUACAUGAAAAUGUUAUUAAUAUAUUUGUUCAUUUGCUCUCACCUAAUUGUAACAUUCGCUUGACUCUCAGUCUUACAACUAGCGUCCGACUCAUUUGAGCUAGCGACGACACUUUCUUUUGAUUCUAAUUUUUGAGUUGAAUUCAAUGUGAAAAACCAUCUCGCCGAACAGUUUGAAUAACAAUGGUUGUCCCAUACUCGUUUCGACCUUGAAUUUAAAAAAAAAAAAACAGUAUUAAAUUUUAGGAUCACAAUUCUUGUUGAAUUUUCUGUUUAUACCAUUCAACAAACGUAGAGUCGAGAAGAUUUUGUGAGAUAUAGUAAUUCUUAUCCAUUGAUAGAUUGGACCAUAAAAGUGAUUGUUUUAAAUUGUACAAUAAUUUUUGUGUGCUUGGACGGCAAAAUUUAGUUGUUCGAUCGUUAUGUGCACCCGUUGAGUUCUUAUAAAUAAAUACGCCCUCAUUUGAGUUGUUUGGCCGGCAUUUGCUAUAUCCAAAUUUUCCAUCCAUACUAGGCCACCAUUUGAAAGUGCUUCCCAGUUGAAGCAUGUCACGUGUACUGAGUUAAAGAACAAAUAAACCAGUUUUGGAGAAAAUGAAGAUUUUUUUCUCAACGUUAAAAGAAAAAUAAAUUUUAUUAUUCACGUACUAUGUCAUAUAAAUUGUAAAUUUAAAUGAAAUUUUUUUUUCUGACAUAAAUAGAUAUUCAAAGAAAAA